Messenger RNA from Nezara viridula (southern green stink bug), 1044 nucleotides. NCBI's taxonomy places the organism in Eukaryota, Metazoa, Arthropoda, Insecta, Hemiptera, Pentatomidae. The record is from the annotation of a GenBank genome assembly.
GCCAUGAAAGCGAUACUACCCCUAGCAUUGUUAUUCUCCGCUGCUUCAGCCUUGUUACCCACAAGCUGCCCCUGUGGACUAACGAACAAGGGGAGGAUCGUCGGAGGCCGCGAAGCCAAAAAGAAUGAAUUUCCUCUCAUAGCUGCCCUCGUCUUUGUGGGAGAUCCUGAAGACCCUCAAGCCUUCUGCGGUGCAACAAUUCUCACUCCAUACCAUGCCCUUACCGCAGCUCACUGCACUCAAGGCCAAGUCCUAGAAAAUAUUGAGUAUAUAAGUCUCCUGGUCGGAGCCCACGAUGUGACAAAUGUUGAUAGUAGAGCUCAAUGGGUACCAGUUGAGAGAUUCCAUGACCACGAAAACUAUUCAGAAUUAGAUUCAAAUGGAAUACCUCAUAUUAAUGACGUGUCUUUGGUGGUACUAAAAGAGGAGAUCCGCUUCAACGUGAACGUAGGGCCUGCAUGUCUGCCCACGGAGGAGCUGGAAUUAGAGCGCCAAUAUGUCAAUGCAAUGGGUUGGGGUUUGACCGCGACAGGAGGCGAAGGAUCGAAUGUGCUGAGGCAGGUCAACUUGCAAGUAAUAGCUUACAAAACCUGCAAUUCUCUUUUUAAACUAAACCCAAAUAGAUCACAACUUUGCACAUUUGGCAAAAAUAAGGAUACCUGCAGGGGAGAUUCUGGAGGCCCACUCGUCUGGUUGGACCCUGAAACCAACAGACUGACGCUGAUUGCUUUAGUAUCAUACGGUAGCAAGAAUUGUGGAGCAAGGCCUUCUGUCAACACUGAUGUAUCCCACUAUUUGAACUGGAUACAAACUGCAAUAUCAGAAAGCGGAAAACCCGGAACUACGUGUCAGAAGAUGAAUGCGACAGCAUCUUAAAAACAACAUGUUAUUUGUCAUGUAUGUUAUUGUUUUGCUGCAAAGAUCUAGUUUUAUUUUAAAAUGAAAUAAAAAAUUACAUUUCACCUUUUUCUUGAUUAACUUGUACAUUCGUCUUGUAUUUUAAACGUUAUGUUUUUUAAUUUAAUAAUAAAAUUUAUAUUUUCU